This is a messenger RNA of Pseudovirgaria hyperparasitica, 435 nucleotides long. RefSeq names its product putative L-PSP endoribonuclease family protein. Bases 1 to 435 code for a protein of 144 amino acids. The transcript has 2 exons. Lineage: Eukaryota; Fungi; Ascomycota; Dothideomycetes; Acrospermales; Acrospermaceae. The record is from RefSeq and is a predicted model, not a curated record.
AUGUCCAACCUUCAAUCGUACGACUAUCCCGGCUGGGGUACCUUUGCUCGCCAGAGCAUGUCUUUUACACAAGCUGUUCGCGUUGGUGACCGUCUCGUGAUUUCGGGUCAAGGAGGCUGGGAUCCUCACAACCCUGAUCCGAGUCUCGAUCAUUCAUUCAUACCCGGCUCGCUUGCUGACGAGAUUCACCAAGCAUUCGCCAAUGUUGAAGUCGCCCUUAAGCAUGCUGGAGGUACAGGCUGGGACCAGGUGUACAAGGUAGUCACGUACUCGACAGACAUCCCUUCGCAAACAGACCUAAUUGUUGGAGAACUGCGGAAAUGGAUGCCAGGGCAUGCGGCAGUAUGGACGGAGGUUGGCGUCAAGGAGUUGGGGUCGCCAGCCAUGCAUUUUGAGAUCGAAGUCGAAUCCUGGCUCGGGGAGGGUUCAAAGUAA